AUGGGGCACAAUAAUCCCCAGGGUUCAAGGAAAAGGAGACAGAGUUCCGAAUUUAGGCCCGAGUUGUCUGUCAGCAUGAACUCGUUUCCUGAAGGCUCUUUGAUUCCAGACUACAGAGAACCAGAGCGUCCACUCAGCCAUGGGAAGUACCACGCCAGCCUGAAGACCCUGAUUCCGGUCCGCUGCAGCUCAGGCUCGAACCCCAUGGAUGAUGCUGGAUUCUUCUCCUUCACCUCUUUCCUAUGGAUGACACCCAUGAUGUGGAAGUUGUUCAGGAAUCGUCUGGAUAAAAGCUCUCUCAGUCUUUCUCCUCAUGAUGGAAUGCACAUAAAUGGAGACAGGUUGUCCAGGCUGUGGGAGGAUGAGGUGGGGCGUGUGGGCAUUGAGAAAGCAUCCCUCUCCUCGGUAGUGAUGCGUUUCCAGAGGACACGCCUUAUAAUGUCUUGUCUCGUCAACAUUCUGUUCUCAUUAGCUAUAUUUAUUGGACCGUCUAUUCUGGUGAACGCGAUCCUGACGUAUGUGGAGCAGCCCAACGGGUCCACACUGGUGUACGGCAUUGGCCUGUGUGUGGCGCUGUUCACCUCGGAGUUCUGUAAAGCUUUCUUUAGUUCACUCAUGUGGGCCAUAAAUUUGCGCACCGCCGUCCGAUUGAAAGGAGCCGUCACCAUUCUCGCCUUCCGGAAAAUCAUCAUGCUCCGCACGCUCAGCGAUGUCACUGUAGGAGAGAUGAUCAACGUAUUGACGAGUGAUGGUUAUCGUAUGUUCGAGGCAGUGGUUUUUGGCACGUUCCUACUGUGUGUCCCUUUUUUGCUGGUUGUGUGCAUUAUUUAUUCGUGCUACAUCUUGGGCUACACUGCGCUCAUAGGAGUUGCUAUUUAUCUCAUCUUUUUACCUGUCCAGUUCUUCGUCGGCCUGCUGAUCAGAAUGUUUCGGAAAAAGGCCAUCUCUGUGACAGACCAACGCGUUCGCACCACAAACGAAGUCUUGACCUGCAUCAAACUCAUUAAGAUGUAUGCAUGGGAGGAGUCUUUUGAAAAGAAAAUCACAGGUAUCAGGAAGAAAGAGAAGUUGCUUUUAGAGAAAGCAGGAUAUACUCAGAGUGUGAACACCUCCUUAACAGCUAUAGUCCCCGUUCUGGCUACGAUCUUUACCUUCAUCACUCACACAGCACUCGGCUUACCUCUGCAGCCCUCUACUGCAUACACCGUUAUUGCUGUCUUUAACUCCAUGCGGCUAACGAUAGGUCUCCUGCCGUUCUCUGUCAAGGCACUGGCUGAAGCAAAAGUGGCUCUGACACGAAUAAAGAGGAUCCUGAUAAUAAAGAAUCCCGACUCAUAUUUGACCCAGGACAAAAACUUGAGUGCUGCUUUGGUGAUGAAUAAAGCUACGUUCUCCUGGAGUUCCUCUCCUCCAAACGGCCCUGAGAGCUCAGCAACUGUGGCCAGUGGGGUGAAGAAUGGAAAAGCAGAGCCUGUGGAGGUCACUCAGAACGGCACACACACAGAAGAUAGCAAGCCAACACUAAGGAACAUCACGUUUACUCUUCCCAAGGGAAAUUUGCUUGGAAUUUGUGGCAAUGUUGGAAGUGGAAAAACCUCGCUGAUAUCAAGCAUACUGGAGCAGAUGCAUAUUCAGAAUGGAUCAGUCUCAGUAAAUGGAACGUUAUCGUACGUUUCUCAACAAGCCUGGAUCUUUCAUGGAACUGUCCAAGAUAAUAUUUUAAUGGGAGAACCUUUUGACGAAGCGAGGUAUAACCGCGUUAUCCACGCCUGCAGCCUGAAGUCAGAUCUCGCUAUUCUUCCAUAUGGUGACCAGACGGAGAUCGGAGAGCGUGGUCUGAACUUAUCAGGUGGUCAGAAGCAGAGAAUCAGCCUUGCAAGGGCGGUCUACUCCAACCGAGACAUCGUACUGUUGGACGACCCUUUGUCGGCGGUUGACGCCCAUGUGGGCAAGCACAUCUUUGAGGAGUGCAUCAAAAAAGAGCUGAAGGGCAAGACCGUGAUCCUGGUCACACAUCAGCUUCAGUAUUUGGAGUUCUGUGAUGAGGUCUUGCUUUUGGAGAAUGGGAAGAUUAAGGAAGCCGGAAUGCACAAAGCGCUGAUGAAAGCAAAAGGUCGAUAUGCACAUCUCAUCAACAACUAUCAGAUGGAACAGAGUGAGGAGAAACAGGAGGAAGCCCCGGUGAGCCCCUCUGCUUCCAGUGAGCACAGCCAACAAGGCCAAGAACAGUUCCAAUCCAAAAGUGGAGAAAUUGUAAACCCAGCCUUCGACAUGUCUGAUGAGAAAAUUACACCAGGUGACUCAGCACCCACGACUCAGGGAACUAAAGAGGGUAAAGAUCAGCUCGUCACUCAGGAGGGGUCUCAGGAAGGAUCAGUUUCUUUCAGAACUUACCACCAGUACUGCCGUGCUGCUGGAGGUUACUUUCUGCUGUUUUUUGUGAUGAUAUUCUUCAUCAUUCUGGUUGGACUGACUGCCUUCAGCAACUGGUGGCUCAGUUACUGGCUAAGUCAAGGCUCUGGGCUUUUGAAUGAAACAGAUCCCAACUUGAACACUGGUGACAUCUCCCAAAAUCCCGAUCUGAAAUUCUAUCAGCUGAUAUAUGGCUUGACCGUAGUGGCCAUGGUGGUGCUGAGCGUCCUGAAGGGUUACAGUUUUACUAAAGUGACACUGCACGCAUCCUCGAAACUGCACGACACCAUGUUCAAGAGGAUCCUGGCCAGUCCCAUGAGCUUCUUCGAUACAACCCCUACCGGCCGCAUGGUGAACCGCUUCAGCAAAGAUCAGGACGAGAUCGACGCCAUCCUGCCAUUCAACAUGGAGAACUUCUUGCAGUUCUGCCUUAUGGUCACCACCAUUGUCUUAACCGUGUGCGUCGUCUUUCCCUACCUCCUCAUCGCUGUGGCUAUAGUGGGAGCCAUCUUUACUGUCAUCCUCUACAUAUUCCAGAGGAGCAUUCGGGAGAUGAAGCGGAUGGAGAAUGUGAGUCGCUCUCCCUGCAUCUCUCUCACGACCUCCAUCAUCCAGGGCCUCAGCACCAUCCACGCCUAUGAGAAACAAGCACAGUACAUACAAAAGUUUAAAAUAAUAGGCGACCAUAACUCGAAUCACUUCCUGUUGUUUAACUGUGGAACACGUUGGCUGUCCUUCUGGCUCGACUUCAUGUCUGCCGUCGUUUCUCUGACAGUGGCGCUGUUUGUCAUACUCAGCCCCAGUGAGGUCAUCGGUCCUUCACUCAAGGGUCUGGCCUUAUCAUAUACCAUACAGUUGACAGGCAUGCUACAGUACGUCGUGAAGCUCUCAACAGAAGUGGAGGCGAAGUUUACCUCAGUGGAAAGACUACAGGAGUACAUCACGGGCUGUGUAUCUGAAGCACCGCGCAAGUUGAAAGGUGUGAACAUCCCUUCAGACUGGCCACAGGAUGGCGGUAUCACCUUUAAAAACUACAGCAUGAGGUACAGAGAGAACACACCAAUUGUGCUCAAUCAGCUCGACCUCACAAUCAAACCACGAGAGAAACUCGGCAUCGUGGGGCGUACCGGCUCAGGUAAAUCGUCACUGGGUGUGGCUCUGUUCCGCUUGGUGGAGCCAGCAGAGGGCACUAUUCUGAUCGACAAUCUGGACAUCUGCACUUUGGGCCUGCAGGACCUUCGCAGUCAGCUGUCCACCAUCCCACAGGACCCAGUCCUUUUCAUCGGAACUAUCAGGUAUAACCUCGACCCAUUUAAUAAACACACAGAUGAGGAGCUCUGGAUAGCUCUGGAGAAAACAUACAUUAAAGAUGCAAUCUCUAGUUUGCCACAGAAGCUGGACUCAGUGGUCGUGGAGAAUGGAGAGAACUUUUCUGUCGGAGAGAGACAGCUCCUGUGCAUGGCCAGAGCACUGCUUCGCAAUUCGAAAAUCAUUCUGCUGGACGAGGCGACAGCGUCUAUAGACUCUGAGACAGACAGUCUGAUCCAGCACACCAUCAGAGACGCCUUCCAUCACUGCACCAUGCUCACUAUAGCGCACCGCAUCAACACCGUGCUCGAGUGUGACCGCAUCCUCGUCAUGGACAAGGGCAAGGUUGUUGAAUUUGAUCGGCCGCAGGAUCUCAUGCAAAAACCAGACUCUGCCUUUGCGUCACUCUUAGCAGCAGCCAACAGCGUCAAGUCUUGA
This is a messenger RNA of Neoarius graeffei (lesser salmon catfish), 4158 nucleotides long. RefSeq names its product ATP-binding cassette, sub-family C (CFTR/MRP), member 12 (gene abcc12). The coding region runs from base 1 to 4158 and encodes 1385 amino acids. Gene Ontology annotation, biological process: transmembrane transport. The transcript has 30 exons. NCBI's taxonomy places the organism in Eukaryota, Metazoa, Chordata, Actinopteri, Siluriformes, Ariidae. The record is from RefSeq and is a predicted model, not a curated record. Gene Ontology annotation, cellular component: membrane. Gene Ontology annotation, molecular function: ATP binding; ATP hydrolysis activity; ABC-type transporter activity.